AGGGUGUCUCUUCCGCAUGAAGGUAUAAGGGAAGAUUUUCUUCCUCCCUCAAACUGAAGAACACAUAUGUAAAUCCUUGUUUUUCUGGUGAGGCAGGGGAGGCCAUAACCACAAUGCCUAACUGCAUGCUUUCAACAUGGGGCUGGUUUUAACCCAGCGCUCUGACCUAAACUGCUCAGCUCCCGGAAAUUCCAAGGAUCCUGGUGGCCUUAGUCCUUCAGGUGGAGCAGCGUGCAACAUGGGAAAGAAAACCAAGAGGACAGCCGAUAGUUCUUCUUCAGAGGAUGAGGAGGAGUAUGUCGUGGAAAAGGUGUUAGACAGGCGCGUGGUUAAGGGGCAAGUGGAGUAUCUGUUGAAGUGGAAAGGCUUUUCUGAGGAGCACAACACGUGGGAACCUGAGAAAAACUUGGAUUGCCCUGAACUGAUCUCUGAGUUCAUGAAAAAGUAUAAGAAGAUGAAGGAGGGUGAGAAUAACAAACCUAGGGAGAAGUCAGAAGGCAACAAGAGGAAGUCCAAUUUCUCAAGCAGUGCUGAUGAUAUCAAAUCCAAAAAGAAGAGAGAGAGCAAUGAUAUCGCUCGGGGCUUUGAGAGAGGCCUGGAACCAGAGAAGAUCAUUGGGGCAACAGACUCUUGUGGUGACUUAAUGUUCUUAAUGAAAUGGAAAGACACAGAUGAAGCAGACCUGGUUCUUGCAAAAGAAGCCAAUGUGAAGUGUCCACAAAUUGUGAUAGCAUUUUAUGAGGAGAGACUGACUUGGCAUGCAUAUCCAGAGGAUGCAGAAAACAAAGAGAAAGAGAGCGCAAAGAGCUAAAGGAGGGGUGGUCUCUGUCAUUUCUCCUUGUACAUAAUAUGCUCACCUUCCUGCCUCUUCUCCCUUCUCCCAGCUCUUUCUACCCUAAACACAUCCAUAAAAAUGUGCUUAUCACUGUGCUCCACAGGAGAAAUGUUGGUAUCGGUUCUCUUGUAACAUAAUGAUGGUCUGAUUCAUAAAUGUAACGCUGUGAAGACCAGGCAUUUACAUACUGUGUGUAAUUCCCACAGUUUUUUCCUUUACCUUGAUAUUUUCCUCCCGCUCUCCUAUAACUUUUUAAUCACCUUAGAGUCUUGAUCUUUUAGGGCUGAUUUCUUUUUAGGUUGGGGGAUUUUAUUACAAUCAUGAUGACUUCGAUGUCUUAUUUGGUUAUUAGAACAUAUUGAUGACCAACUGGCCUUUGUUUUGAUAUAUUGGGAUGGAAAGGAUGUUGCCCAUCUUUUAGAAAGCCAACAGCAGUGGCCUACCUGUUGGCACCUUUCCCAACCUCCUUUAGCUCUACCAGGAGAAGACAGGGUCCCUGGUGUGGUCUUCUGGGUCACCCCUGUUCGUCCUCACCUACUCUUCCAGAAUAACUCCAUCCUUUUGAGGGCUUGAACUUAUUUAAAUUUGUCUAGGCACUCCAUUUAGCCUUAGGACUUUUGGCCUUGCUAUUUUCCAAUCCCUGAUUCUGCUUCUGUAAGGUGAUGUCAAUUUGUGAUAAAAUGACGAGAUUAUUAACUGUGGAAAUUGUGUGCUAUAGUUCAGGAGAAUAAUGGAAUGGGACAUGAUACAGCUGUCUUUGGUAUCACCUGUGGUAUGUUUCUAUUCUUUCCUUCCAUCCCUCAUAUUUAGACUAUGUAGGUGUGAGUGAUUGCCUGGUGCUUGCUUGUGCCAAGGUGCUGGGCACCCUCCAACCCUGCCAAGUUUUAUGGCCUCCCAAAGCAUUUCUGUUACCAAAGAGGCUUCAGACCUGACUCACUUCUCAGUGGAUUCAAGCUUCCUUUCCAUGUCAUUAUUUUCAGGUGGGAACUCGAAGGGAAGCUCUGGCCGCAGUAUCAAUUUUAAGCAUUCAUAGCAGUAAUACUCCCAAGUCUACUGCCUCAUGACUCCUGGGUUUGCCACUAAGAGCCCUCAAAGUAUUAAUGUUCUUCCCUUUUUCCACCUCAGAAAAUGACACUUUCCCCUAGAGAGUGACAGGUCCUGGCAUUAGCAUUUUGACACAGUCUUUCACCACUCAACAAACUUUCCCUUUAGUUUACAUUUGCUUUGCUAUUAUGUUGAGAAAUCUUUCUGGCCGUACUCUGCCAGCUUUUGUUCACCAAGAAACACCCGACUUCUCUUUAUCCUUUUCUUCUUGUAGUUGAGAAGACUAGAGUAUCGGGACUAAAAGCAAUAAAGGAGUAGAAUUUUGAGCUGACCAUCCUUGUCCCAG
This is a messenger RNA of Nannospalax galili (Upper Galilee mountains blind mole rat), 2225 nucleotides long. RefSeq names its product chromobox 5 (gene Cbx5). Gene Ontology annotation, biological process: chromatin organization; negative regulation of transcription by RNA polymerase II. Gene Ontology annotation, cellular component: nucleus; pericentric heterochromatin. The record is from RefSeq and is a predicted model, not a curated record. NCBI's taxonomy places the organism in Eukaryota, Metazoa, Chordata, Mammalia, Rodentia, Spalacidae. The transcript has 5 exons. Gene Ontology annotation, molecular function: chromatin binding. The coding region runs from base 137 to 811 and encodes 224 amino acids.